AUGGUUCUAACAGCGAGUCAGCAGCAGCAUUUAGACAGCACGGGGCCCAUCCCUGCGCCUCCCCAGGCUUCGUCAUCAAGCCAAUUCUUGCAGGUUCCUCAGGGGGCCCAUAUGAUGAGCGCCCAAGACAACCGACCCUCCUCUCCUGCCCACACUGCCGAUACAGCGGGCUCGCCACAUGUAAAGGAGCGUCCGCAUCCGUCUCGGAUGUCUCCAUCCUCACACAGUGAUGCGCCUUCUCCUAGUUUAGUGUCCUCUAACCCGCAUUCUGCAGUGUCGUCGCCAGACCUGGCUAUGCAGAGCGCUCCGGAACUGCCGCUAAAGAAGAGGAGUCUAGCGGAGCAGGAGCUUGAUGAGCUCUCCUGUGCAGCAGAACAACUCACCCUCUCAAUGAAGCUCAGUCUGCCACCGCCGCAGUCCGAACACGACAAGCCCUAA
Messenger RNA from Eimeria acervulina, 438 nucleotides. RefSeq lists its product as hypothetical. The transcript has a single exon. Bases 1 to 438 code for a protein of 145 amino acids. NCBI's taxonomy places the organism in Eukaryota, Apicomplexa, Conoidasida, Eucoccidiorida, Eimeriidae. The record is from RefSeq and is a predicted model, not a curated record.